This is a messenger RNA of Polypterus senegalus (gray bichir), 1889 nucleotides long. RefSeq names its product sialoadhesin-like. The record is from RefSeq and is a predicted model, not a curated record. Lineage: Eukaryota; Metazoa; Chordata; Cladistia; Polypteriformes; Polypteridae. The transcript is spliced from 9 exons. Bases 1 to 1800 code for a protein of 599 amino acids.
AUGAGAAUCUGCGCUCUUGAAGGAUCAACUGUGAGGAUUAACUGUUCCUACUGGCAUCCAGCAGGUGCUACUGUUGAACAUGAAAUGUUGUUUUAUGACCCUGAUGAGAAUAACACCGUUAGAGAUGCAGAACACACCGUGUGUCAUUCAGAUGAGCAGAAAGUGGCCAGGAGUCCCAGACAGCGAGUUCAGUUCUUAGGGAACAAACACGAGAAGACGUGCGAUGUGAAGAUCAGCGACGUGAGCAGGAAGGAGAGCGGCUUCUACAAGUUCAGAGUCGAGGGAAAUGAUAAAUGGACGCAAGUGCCAGGAGUCAACAUGACAAUCACAGGUUUAAUGGUUGAAGCAGAACCCAAGAAGGUGAAAGAAAAUGAAGCGGUGGCCCUGACGUGCAGAACAAAUUACAGUCUCAACGGCAGCGUCUUCUCCUGGCUCAGAAAUGGACAACGUUUGAGCGAAGCCUCUGAGAAGCUUGAAAUUCCAAAGGCGUCUGAUGAGGACCACAGCAGUUAUGUCUGUCAGACUGGAAACAUCUCAUCCCCGGAAUUCCUACUGAAUGUGGAGUAUUUGAGUGAAUGGGGAGCCGCUUAUAAGCCCAAGAGGAUCUGCGCACUGGAAGGAUCAACUGUGAGGAUUAACUGCACAUACAGACAUCCACCAAAUAUUGCCAUUAAAAAGGAAAUGUGGUUUCAUGAUUCUGAAGAAAACAAGCAGCUUGAAGUUGGAGAAACCACAGUGUAUCAUACAAGUGAGCACGGAGUGUCCUGCAGUCACAGGCAGCGAGUCCAGUUCUUGGGGAAGAAAAACGAGAAGACGUGUGAUGUGAAGAUCAGCGAUGUGAGACGAGAGGACAGCGGAUACUACAAGUUUAUAUUUGAGGGACCUGAUAAUUGGACACAAGUGCCUGGAGUCCACGUGAGGGUCACAGGUUUAAAGGUCGAGAUGACACCUGAGCAGGUCAAAGAAAACGACGCAGUAAACCUGAGCUGUACAACAAAUUGCAGUCUCGUCAACAGCAUCUUCUCCUGGUUCAGAAAUGGACAACAUUUAAAUGAAACCUCCAAGGAGCUGCAAAUUCAGAGAGUCUCCAUUGAGGACCACGGCAAUUACUGGUGCCAGACUGGAAAUAUUAAUAUCUCCCCAGCAUUUCUACUAAAUGUGGAGUAUGCCCCCAGGAAUGUAGUCAUCACAGGACAGCCCAUUGCUUGUAUAGAAGAAGAGACAUCAGUGGCUUUACACUGCAAAGCCUUGGCAAACCCUCCCAGCAACUACACCUGGGUCAAGGAGAACGGUGGCCAUGUAGGUUCAGGAGAACAACUGCACAUCAGCAAGUUCAACAUGAGUCACAACGGGUAUUACUACUGUGAAGCCACCAACAUCCACGGGACGGCAAAGUCUGCAGCUGCCCACCUGACAGUAAAUGAAAACAUUGGUUUUCUACAGAGCAUCUUCAUGAAUUAUGUCUUUUAUGGCUCACUGAACAUCAUUAUCCUAUUAGGAUUAGCUUUGUUACUCUUCGUAUGUCUAUGGAAAAGGACCAAGAAGACAAAUCAACAAGGUGGCAGAGAGACAGUCGUAGAUACAGUUUAUGAAGACAUAGUUGGGUCUGACGCUAAACCUGCACAGCAGAAAGAUGAAGAAAAAGAAGAAGAGCAUGAUGAUGUGCAAACUCCUUAUUAUGCCACCGUGGAGCCAAAAGCUAGCCGUAAAAAAAGAAUGCAAGCUAAAGAACAAGAAAAGAAGAAAGAAGAAGAAGAAGCAGAAACUGAAGAAUUCACUUCCGUGUCUGCAGAAUGGUGAGGAGUGUUGUGCGUAUUUGAGCCUUCACUGAGAACACAACGGGAUUUUUUUUAUGUCACCUGACUAUUUUAGCGCAGUGAAUGUCAUUU